Messenger RNA from Arvicanthis niloticus (Nile rat), 1413 nucleotides. RefSeq names its product tumor protein p53 inducible protein 13 (gene Tp53i13). The record is from RefSeq and is a predicted model, not a curated record. Gene Ontology annotation, cellular component: cytoplasm. Lineage: Eukaryota; Metazoa; Chordata; Mammalia; Rodentia; Muridae.
UCGCGGUCUACGUGGGCGCGCGAGCGGCGCGGGGUAACGAGCGCGCGCAAGUGGCGCUGCAGCUAGCUGGUUGGCGGGACUGCUGGCCCAGCUGAAAUGGUUCCUCCUCCUCCACCUCCGCCCCGGUUGCUUCUGGUAGCCCUGGUGGGGCUCCUGAGCCUUCACGAGGUGGUGGCUGAGCCGGCGGAGAAGGCAGGAACCCCUUGUCCCGAAGGCCUGUGGCCUCUGCCUCCACAGGUGUUACCAAGAGUGACUUACACACAGGUGAGACAAGGACAGGCUGAGGGUAUCACCUUCUUUUACCACCCCUGUGCCCACCCCUGGCUGAAGCUCCGGCUUGCUGUCUUGGCCCAUGUGUGUGUGUCUAAACCCACACUCAUCCCUGACUUCAGUCUCACUUGGGACCGGCCCUUGGUGCUGACAGCAUGGGGGGCUUCACUGGAGAUGGCGUGGAUAGAGCCAGCUUGGGUUGUCCACUGGCUGAAGAGGAGGCGGCGGCGGAAGCAGAGAAAGAAUGUGUGGUUUCUCUCUGACAAUCGUUUUGGGCCCACUCCCAUGAUGCCAGCCUCCAGAAGAGGGAAGCUGUGUGGGAGAUGGUGUGUACAGGCCCCGACUCUGGCAUUCGCUCUGCGGAGCUGGCGACCUCCUGGUACAGAGGUGACAUCUAGAGGACCCAGGCGGUCCUCCAUCAGUGUUGUCAGGAGAAGGGGUCUCCGAGCUGCCCUUGGUCUCCAGUCUACUCCCUCAGGCCUGAGGGUUUCCUUGGCCUCUUCACAGAGCCUGAAGGCCCAGCAGCCGACUUUGGGAACCUCAUCUGUGGCCCCGGUCUCCUCGAUGACUGGGGGACCUGGAGGGAAUGGUAGGUCCAGGACAGAGGCUCGGAUGCCCAGUGGGCAAGGCAGCCCUGGAGGUUGUUCCUGUCCGGGUCAGGUUUCCCCAGUGCCUCGAGCAGCAGUGCCUCCCCGGGUGGCCCGAGGGCCCACUCCACGUACUGAAGAGGCCGCUUGGGCUGCCAUGGCUCUGACCUUCCUCUUGGUCCUGCUCACCUUGGCCACUCUUUGCACACGACUGCACCGGAACUUCCGCAGAAGCGAGAGUAUCUACUGGGGGCCCACGGCAGACAGCCAGGACACUGUGGCUGCUAUCCUGAAACGGAGGCUGCCUUUGCCCUCGCGCCGGCUCAAGCGGUCUCGCAGACGGCCCCUGCUCCCACCCACACCGGAUAGUGGCCCUGACUCGGAGAGCUCAGACUGAGCGGCUCCGCCCCCUGUGACCGCUGCCACGUGGGCUGCCCGCGGGCGCCCCCUGGCGGCAGGCGGAGAGGCCCUGGAGGCUUCUCUCGGUUUCUUGGAGAGUAUCCUUCUAGCCACCCUGAUACAAAUUCCUGUUUCUAAUUAAAUUAUUUUAGUAGAA